Molecule: messenger RNA, 1009 nt
Organism: Oreochromis aureus
Lineage: Eukaryota; Metazoa; Chordata; Actinopteri; Cichliformes; Cichlidae
Product: low affinity immunoglobulin gamma Fc region receptor II-c-like
Exons: 8
Coding region: 24-932 (302 amino acids)
Biological process (GO): cell surface receptor signaling pathway
Molecular function (GO): transmembrane signaling receptor activity
Source: RefSeq, a predicted model, not a curated record
UGAUCAGUCGUGACCCAGACAACAUGAAGACUGCGGCUAUCUCGCUGCUUAUCGGUGUGUAUGUGCUGCUGCAGUCUGCACUGACUGUUUCUGCAGUGUCUCUGUCUGUCAGCCCAAACCUUCAGCAGUUCUUCAGUGGACCUUCUUCAGUGUAUCUGAGUUGUGUUGAUGAUGGACAGACAGUUGAUGGAUGGACAGUGAAGAGGACCAGAGGAGGACUUACUGAGGACUGUGGAGCAGCUGCAGGUUUUGGGGAGUUUAAAAGUUACACCUGCAUUUUCUCAGACAUCUCCGAGUCAGACUCUGCAGGUUACUGGUGUGAAACCAGUUCUGGACAGAGGAGUGAUCAGAUCAACAUCACUGUAACUGAAAAACAUCUUAUCCUUGAGGUUCCUGCACUUCCUGUGAGGACAGGAAGUGAUGUCACACUGUGCUGCAAACAAAGGAAUGGUGACACAGUUCAGGGUUAUUUCUCCAUCAAAGGAAGUUCUGUUGGUCCUAAACGAGAGCACAGCAUCACUAACAUCCAGCAGUCUGAUGAAGGUCUCUACUGGUGCUCUACUGAUGACGGUGGAAAGUCUCCUCAGAGCUUUCUGAGGGUCAGAGAUCCUCAUCUUCUUCAAACACCAUCUCCCUCCUCUCCCCCUGUAAACUCUCCUCUUUCUUUUACUCUUUCCAUUCACCCCCCAGCCUCCUCCCCCACUCCUCCCUCUCUCCUGGUCACAGUUGUAGCAAGUCUCGUCUCUGUGGUUCUCUUGGUUCUAGUUGUGGGUGGAGUUCUGUUCUUCUGCAGGGAAAUAAAAGGAGGUAACAACUCUACUCCCCCUGAAGAUGUGAUUUAUGCUGAUGUCAGACUCAGAAAGAUGUCCAGCACAAAAGAACAACCAGCUGUUCUGGAUCUUGUGUAUUCAUCAGUGAGAGCAGGAAAUUGAAGCCAUAUAGCCUGAUGGACCUUCUACUCUGGAUUUCUUUAACUGUUAAAUUGAUAUGAUUAUAUACGUAAUAGACA